Messenger RNA from Mercenaria mercenaria, 5662 nucleotides. RefSeq names its product serine-rich adhesin for platelets-like. Gene Ontology annotation, cellular component: nucleus. Gene Ontology annotation, molecular function: histone H3K79 methyltransferase activity. The transcript has 25 exons. The record is from RefSeq and is a predicted model, not a curated record. The coding region runs from base 138 to 5255 and encodes 1705 amino acids. NCBI's taxonomy places the organism in Eukaryota, Metazoa, Mollusca, Bivalvia, Venerida, Veneridae. Gene Ontology annotation, biological process: regulation of transcription regulatory region DNA binding; DNA repair; DNA damage checkpoint signaling.
GGCUUUCCCCGAUAUGCGUGGGCAUCGAGGGUCGGCCUGGAAUGUAGGUCAGAAAUAUUCGUGAAUAAAAAUGGGAAAUCCUGAACGAUCGCAUCAAUAUUGACGAAAUCAACAAGUACAGACCGAAAGAAUACGCUAUGGCGAAAGAAUUAAAACUACACAGCCCUGUCGGGUCGGAACCAGUUGUCUACACGUGGCCGAUACCUUCGUCGGAUGAUAAGGAAGGAGCCCAAGAAAUAAUUGACACCAUUAAAUUGGUGAGUGCAGAGAUACCAGAAUUGGAGCAGGCCUUGAAUAGAAACAUUCUGAAAAACUAUGAUACAACCAGUUACGACAGUAUGAAAAGUCUAUGUGAGAAGUACAACCGAGCGAUAGACAGUGUUUUACAACUGUGGAAAGGAACAUCAAAACCAGAUAGCCUAAUAAAUACUCAAGCUUCAACACCUUUGUUAAAACAUAUACUGCAACAGUGCUACGACCACGCAGUCCAGGACCCAGACAAACUGAACCAGUAUGAGCCUUUCUCGCCAGAGGUUUAUGGUGAGACAUCAUUUGAUCUGGUUGAUCAGAUGGUGAAGUCAAUAAAGUUUACCGAGGAUGACUACUUUAUAGACCUAGGCAGUGGUGUGGGCCAGGUGGUACUACAGGUGGCUGCAGCAACCCCUUGUAAACUGUGUUAUGGUAUUGAGAAAGCUGAGUGGCCUGCUGCAUAUGCUGAUGGUAUGAUAGAACAAUAUAAACGCUGGAUGAAAUGGUAUGGGAAGAAAUACUGCAAGUUCUUGCUGGAAAAGGGAGACUUCCUAUCAGAAGAGACAAAAGAAAAAAUUAAUAGUGCUACUGUGAUAUUUGUGAACAACUUCGCCUUCGGGCCUCAAGUUGAUCAUCAGCUUAAACUCAGGUUUGCCAACAUGAAGGAGGGAGCAAAAAUAGUGUCAUCUAAAGCAUUCUGUCCUCUCAACUUCAGAAUUACAGAUAGAAACCUCAGCGAUAUUGGAGCUAUAAUGCAGGUUACAGAGUUGUCACCCUUGAGAGGAGCCGUUUCGUGGACCUGUAAUCCAGUCACAUAUUUUCUUCAUGUAGUUGAUAGAACGAUGCUAGAGAAAUACUUCCAAAGAAUCAGAAAUCCUUCAAAAAAGCAGGUUGAAGAGGAACCAUCCAAGCCAAUGAGAAAAGAUAGAAGAGGCAGACUUGUACCUUCAUUAACUUCAUCAUUGAAAAACAACUCUCAGGAACAAAAAGCUGGCGAUAAGAAAUCUGACAGCUCUUACAAGGCAGCCAAACUUCUAGACUUUGACUCUACAAGCAACGCGAGUUCCGAAAUGACGGGUAAUGAGGAGUAUCAGGUAUAUGGCCCUACGACUCGGCACAAGUGGUCCCAGUGGAUCUCUAGACCUCCACCCGUUCAGUCUGCAUCUUCUGUUUCCGACACAGAAAAUGAGGAAGAGAUGGAGGUAAGGAGGACGCGACAGAAGCCUAAACCUUUAGCGGGACGUAAAGCACAUCUAGUUGCUAAACAAAAGAUUCAGGCUGCAAUUACAGACAUUAGUAAUGGACAGCUGAAGGAGGAUGAUAAAGAAAAGAAAAUGGUACAAAGAAGAAAGCAGCGAAAAGUGUUGUCUGCACUAAAAGCUCGUGCUUUAGCUAAAACAAAAAGCAAGGAGAAAGUGCUGGCACUGGAUAGCCUUAAUUUGUUACACAGUCACACUUUGCUGUCAACAUCAGCUGUGGCCGAUGAAUCAAUGAAGAAGAGUUACAAUGAACCCAGUAUGACAGCUUUAUCCAACUCUUACUUCAAACAGUCUGUCCAGCCCCAGUCUGUAUCUGCAUUAGAAAUGGCUCCAGUGGUUCAACAACUCAUGGAUGUGUUCCGACAACAGUUUAUGCAAUUCUUAGUGUACAUGCAGACCUCUGAGUAUAAGGAAUCUGUUACUGAACAGAUAGAAAAAGAAAAGUUACGACAGCUGGAUUUGAACUCUGAAGUGCUGAGAUUGGAGAAGCAGAUAGAGCAUUUACAGAAAGACAGCACCAAGCAACUGAAGACAAGGUUGAAAGAGUUACAGAUUGAUGCAUGUACCCCAUCAGAGUUUAUUGCUCAGGCAAGGGGUAUACUGACACAGCAGAACGAGCUAGAGGCCAUGGGCCAAAGUCUGCAAGUACAGAUUAAACAACUAGAAGUAGAAAAUCAAGCUCUGCUUGCUGCUCAAAAUCAAGCUGUAGUAGACCAUAGUUUAUCAUCAGGGAAGUCCAAUGGCAAGAAGAAUGGCCUAGUGCAGCUUUCCAAUGCUCAGGGUUACUUAGCCAAUCAGUUUUCUGAAUCACUCAGUAGAAAGAAACAACUUCUUUCUCAAGCACAGGAGCUGGAGACUCAGGUUAAACAACUACAAAGUAGCAUAGAAGUUAGCGAAAAUAUUGUAAACCAACUGCCUCAGGGACCUGCAAAAAGGACAGACAGAAAAAGGAAAAUGGAGUCAGAGAAUUUACACCCAAACAUGGCUGCCAAUAUACCGUCUGCUUCAUCUCCACCUCCAACUGUUGGAAAAUCUAACAGAAAAAGUAAAGAAAGAAAAAGCAGGAGUUCAAAUCGUGGAAAAAACAACAUAUCAAAAGCGCCAUCUGACUUGGAUAAUUCUGGUGCAGCUAAUUCUAAUUUAUCCAUUCGGAAACUUUUAGAAAAUACUAGAACAGACCAGUCAGGUAAAACUGCUGAUACAGUUCCAAAGUUAAACGGUUAUAUAGAGUCCAGUCGCAGCGAUAAUGAUCUCAAUAAAUCUCGACCUAGUUUACCUAUCAGCAUUCCAUUUGACUGUCUUCCAGGUGACAAUGUGAAAAAGGCUAUGGAACGUGUUAUAGUAGCAGGUCUAGAAAAUAGUCCAUACAGUAUCAUUGAAAAUGGAAAUAUUGUAGGCAGUGCACAUAGUUUGAACAAAACCAGUUGUGAUCAAAUUUCAGUAAAUCUUCAGGGUGAUUUAAACCAAUCCAGUAAGUCGUCUGCUUGGACGUCUGCUAAUUUUGUUGCUAAUUCUCAAGCUGGAAGUACAGUGGCGUCUUCAAAAACAAAUUUUGCUAUAGACAAAAUGGUUAUUCCGAAAAAAAGAGGACAGGUUUUAAAUGGUAGUAUAAAUAAUACAAAUGAUCUUCUAAAACAAACAUUGGUACAUAGAAUUGAACAGAAUAAAAAUUUGAAAAGAAAAAGUCAGCAAGAAAUGGACUCUGUAUCAAAGAGACUAAUGAUGAAUGGUGAGCUGCUUGGUAUGCAGCAGGUUGCAUCUGUUCAAGGUCAUGUGAUAAAUCAGGCCUCCAGUUCUCCAGAAUCACGGACGUCAACGGCAAUGUUGAUCUCCACAGCCAAUCAGCCAAUAGCAAUUAGUGCGAUACCAUCGCCAGAUCUUCAUGGCAAAAACCUUGUUCUCCAGUCUAACAGUGCAAAUUUGCAUAGUUCACCAAGCAAGCAUCCAUCAACAACAUUUGAUGCUUUGCUUGCUACUGCUUCAGAGGAACACAAUAAAAACCUUCAGGAAGAACAACAAAAACAGCAACCUCAACCCACACAGGAAAGACUAUUUCAGUCUUUUGAUACCGCUGAAAUAAAUGAUAAGGCCUCUAGAGCACAGAAGUUUGAAAGCGCGAGAGCUGGCUCUCCAAAAAGAAUUCGUCUAGAGUCUAUCUCUCCAGCUACAUCACCAAGUUCACUGUCUCAAAGUAACAAAUCUAAAAAUAGCAGUCGGAACAGGUCAAGGUCAUCAAGUCAGAGCAGUACAUCUAGUUCCCGUAGUAGAAGUCGUAGCUCUUCUCGAAGUAGUCGCAGCAGUAGUACAAGUAGCAAUGACUCCGGAGAUGAAAGUAGAAAGAAAAACUUUAAAAAUAAGACGUUACCAACACAGCCCCAACUUCCAUUGAAAUCAGUGGCAUCAACAACAGUAACAAAACCUGUUGUGACUGUAUCGCAAAACGUUCCUAAAUAUAAAAUGCAUUUACAAAAUUCUGGACCUAGCCAAACUAUUCAAAGUACUGUUGUAUAUAAUUCACAUAUAGUAGCACAGAAAAAUGCAGUUUUAAUCGGCCAAAAGGGUAACUCAGCAAUGAUUGUUCAAAAACAACAUGCAGUAAGUAAAGAGCAGAAAACAAGUGCACCAUCUAUUCAGACAGCAUAUAAAAUGAUUAAUCCAGUGGUAUCAAAUGUAACAACACUAAGCUCUAGUUUGGGACAGAAAAAUAUGACAGUUGUUAAUAAUUCAUCCUUAUCUGGAGGCGGAGUUAAGUUCAUUACUGGUAUAUCUGGUCAGCCAAUAGGAAAUCAUCAUGGUUCCCAGCUUCCUGUACAAAUGGCAUUGUUACCUCAGAGUAGUAAUGGUGUAGCACAAGGUUACCAGCUGGUUACUUUUACACCUCAAAGUUCAGGUUCCAGUAAUAGGACAGCAAGUCAACAGAAAAAUGUUGUUACAACAUCAAAACCAUCAAAUUCCAGAUCAAAUAAUUCAGGGAGUAGCAGCCAAUCAUCCUCAUCACAUGAUUUGAAACGACAACCAAGUCAGAAUAAACAUACUAGUGCUUCUAAUGUGCCAAAAUACAGUUCUGUUCAAAGUACAAGCAGUAACUCUUUACUGAUGGGAAAUAUUGUGGGAUCAACACAUUCAAAGUUAUCAGAUAUACCGAAACCGAAAGCAACACUACAUACAUUAAAUGCAGCAUCAAAUUUACCUCUUAUGUUUAAUCAUGGAUUACCGUCCCAUUUGGUGCCAGUAGCAGCAUUCCAACAUCCAUCGUCCAGUCAGACAAUUGCCACCUCGCAGCAUAAAUCGCAAAGUUCCAAAUUAUCAAGUUCAACAAAAUUGUCAUCCUUAAAUUCUGUAUCGCCAUCCGUGCAACCUCAGCCUGCCCAUACGCCUAUUCCAAGGAUAUACACACCAGGCCCAGGUGCAAACACGCCAAAUAUUUUAACGGAAUUAUCGCAUGAGCGUCAUUCUCAAAUUCAAGGGCAAAGCCUCUUAAUUCCAUCUAACCUCAGCCAGUUAAACAGUGGUGUUUUCAACCUGGGUCAGUUCUCGCAUCAACCAUUCACUGGGGAUCAUGCUGGCUUGGCCACGGUCACAGGAAUCCGGCCAAACGAGGCUGGAGAUGCACAUCAUGCAAUACGUGUUCAAGGCUACCAGGGUUUGGCCACACAAAGACUUGCGAUGUACUCUGACCAGGCAGGAGCGAGUUUGAGACCUGACUUUCCAGUAUAUAGACCAGCUGGAGGCUGGAAUAUAAGGUGAGGGUACAACAAACACUACUGGACAAGUGCUGUAUUGAAUUCCAUAGUAUCUGCAUCAUCAUUGUUCAUUGGUUCACCGCCAUCCAAUAAUUACCUCAGAAUGGAUUGAGUUAACACGAUUGACAGUGUUCGGUAACAAAGAUGGAUCUUACCAAUGCAGAUAUUAUAAACAUUUUUAUUAGACCAUGGUCAAAUCAGGGAUAUUUAUUAGCAGGUGAAAAAAUGAAGUAUUUUUUUUUUUAUUUUAUUCACCUAAUACUUCAUUAUUGGUCUUAAUUUAUAGAAAUGAUUGUAAAUCCUGUUACAAUGGAUAAUUUUGUGCUUUGAAAGUGCUAAUGUUGAAUAUGUGGAUCAUGCAAAUGGGGAUCAUCGUAAGAUGUUUUGGGGGUAUUUUCCUUUUCUGUAUCA